This is a messenger RNA of Diceros bicornis minor, 2222 nucleotides long. RefSeq names its product coiled-coil domain containing 124 (gene CCDC124). NCBI's taxonomy places the organism in Eukaryota, Metazoa, Chordata, Mammalia, Perissodactyla, Rhinocerotidae. Gene Ontology annotation, biological process: transcription by RNA polymerase II. Gene Ontology annotation, cellular component: nucleus. The coding region runs from base 1319 to 1990 and encodes 223 amino acids. The transcript is spliced from 5 exons. Gene Ontology annotation, molecular function: transcription coactivator activity. The record is from RefSeq and is a predicted model, not a curated record.
UCCCCUGGAGAAUCCAGGAGGGGUUUCCCUUGGGGUACGUUGUAGACGCUCAGUAGUGAAUGCUUGAUUUGGGGGCCAUGGAGCAGCUGGGAGGAGCGUGGGAUCAGGCUGGCAGAGCCGACCCCACAACAGCCCCAGCAUCCAUGACUGAAAUCAGCCCUACAUCCCAGAUGAGGACACAGGCUUGAGGGGAGCACUUCAGCUACAACUGCAGAGCCAGGACUCACCCCCGAGGCUCUGCCUGGAAGGGGUGCCCCUCCUUGUGGAGUGCAGGGCCCCGGAGGCCUCAGAGUUCUGAUCUGCACUGAUGUCACUGAGGGGCCCGCCGGGACCCUGGGGUGGGCAAUGGUUAGGAGCACAGAGUCAGGACUGAGGGGCUGGGCCUGUGUGGGAAUCCAGGCCCCUCCACUAACCCCCUCUGUGGCCCUGAGCAUGUCGCUUACCCUCUCAAAGCCUCAGGCUCCUAUCUGUAAACUGGGGCUGAGAGCCCCACCCCUGCCAGGGAUGCAGCGGUCAGGAUGCCCGUGGCGUGGAGGGCAGUGUGCGUUGGUUAUUAUCAUCGCAUGGCUCCAUCCCACGCCAGACCUCCUCGGCUCUGCCCAGUGCACCUUCGUAAUUCCCAGUGUCUGGCUCCCACCCUCAGCCCACGUGACAGCCAGAGGCGGCUUUGGAGCAGCCUAAAUCAGAGUGUGGUUGUGCCCUGCUCGAAGCUGCCUAACAGCUCCCUGGUGCCCACAGAAUAAAACCCUUGCUCUUCCUCAUCCUGUAAGACCAUGCCCUGUCAGCCCCGUGCCCUCCCACCCUCUUCCCCCUCCAUCUCCUCCUCACUUACCUACUCCAGCCUCAGUGGCCUCCAUACUUCCUAUAGCGCAUGGCCUCCUGCCUGCCCCGGGGCCUUUGCACCUCCUAUGCCCUCUGCCCAGAAAUCUCACCUGUGCGUCCUCACAGGGCUGCCAGGACCCAUCCUUCAGGUCUCAGCUCAGCUGCCGCCUCCCUGGGUGUGAGUCGUCACCAGCACGCUCUGGGUAAAGCUCUUGGCCCAGUGCAUGCAGCUGCUGCACCCGGGAGACGGUGUGAGACUUUCCAGGGGCUCCACAAUGCGAGCCCCUGCCCCACGAGUCACACAGCUAAGAGGCUGGAGUGGGAGGUUGCCUGGUGGACCUGAGUCAGGAUGGCCCCCACACUCUCUCCCCUUCAUUCUUGGAUGCUCGCCUGGUUUCUCUAAGGUUCAGCAAGGGGGCUGAGUUGGAGAUGUGCCGGGUGGGAGAGAACGGCCCAAGACUGAGGGACACCAGCCCGUUUCCCAGCCUGCUGAGGGAUGCCCAAGAAGUUCCAGGGCGAGAACACCAAGUCGGCAGCGGCCCGGGCACGGAGGGCUGAGGCCAAGGCGGCAGCUGAUGCCAGGAAGCAGAAGGAGCUGGAGGAUGCCUACUGGAAGGACGAGGACAAACACGUCAUGAGGAAGGAGCAACGCAAGGAGGAGAAGGAGAAGCGGCGCCUGGAGCAGCUGGAGCGCAAGAAGGAGACGCAGCGCCUGCUGGAGGAGGAGGACUCUAAGCUCAAGGGCGGCAAGGCCCCCCGGGGGGCUGCUCCCAGCAAGGUCACCCGCGCCCAGAUUGAGGAGACGCUCCGCCGGGACCACCAGCACAAGGAAGCCCCGGACCCAGCCGAGAAAGCCAAGAGCCACUUGGAGGUGCCGCUGGAGGAGAACGUGAACCGUCGGGUGCUGGAGGAGGGCAGCGUGGAGGCGCGCACCAUUGAGGAUGCCAUCGCCGUGCUCAGCGUGGCGGAGGAGGCGGGCGACCGGCACCCCGAGCGGCGCAUGCGGGCGGCCUUCACCGCCUUCGAAGAGGCGCAGCUGCCGCGGCUCAAGCAGGAGAACCCCAACAUGCGGCUGUCGCAACUGAAGCAGCUGCUCAAGAAGGAGUGGCUGCGCUCGCCCGACAACCCCAUGAACCAGCGGGCCGUGCCCUUCAACGCCCCCAAGUGACCCCGGAACUGAGGGAGCCGCCCCGCGGGCGGUCAGCGUCGUGACCCCACAUGCCCUCCCGCUGGGGCAUCUCCGAGGGUGACAGAGAGGUUCAGGGCCCCGGUGCGUGUCCUGGCGGCGAUGUGGCAUCAUCGGCCACUCCUGCUCAAGGGUCCCUGCUCCGAGUGACACCUCCCUUCUCACGCGCGCAGAGCCCUGGGCUGAGUGCCCAAUAAAGGCUGUCGGUGAGGCA